AUGUGUCACCUCCAUGAGUACCACUUUGUUAAAGAGAAGAAGACCUGGACUGAAGCCCAGCAGUACUGCAGAGAGCAUCACACUGACCUGGCCACAGUGUCUAACAUGACAGACAUGGAGAGACUACGUGACUCUGCACAGAAUCACAGUGGAGCCUGGAUUGGGCUUUACAACCACACAGAUGCCAACAGGACAUGGCACUGGUCUCUGCCAGGGGUGGAGUACGAUGAAAGUGAGAGCAAUUUGGAUGAUGAGAAAAAAACUGAGAACUGUGUGCGGAUGGAGGAUGAAGAAUGGGCUGGUGCCCCUUGUACUGAAGAAAGGAAAUCUGUCUGCUAUAACGAAAGGAAGCAAUCCAACAAGAAAUUCCAUGUGAUUGAAGACAAGAUGAGCUGGCCACAGGCUCAGAGCUACUGCAGAGAACAUCACACUGACCUGGUCAGUGGACACCAACAGUUAGAGGACAACGAAUUCAAGGAUGAGUAUGAGUCAGAAUGCGUGUGGAUCGGCCUGUUCAGAGACUCCUGGAGGUGGUCAGAUGGGAGCAAUCACUCUUUCAGAUACUGGGAUCUGGAGUUAUUCAGAGAUGAAGACAGCAGCAAGAAAUGUGCUGUGACUCUGCUGGAUGGAAAAUGGAGCUCCGACGAGUGUAAUAAAACAAAACCCUUCUUCUGCUAUGAUGGCCAGUGUUCCCACUUCAUGUGUCACUACUAUGAGUACCACUUUAUUGAAGAGAAUAAGACCUGGACUGAAGCCCAGCAGUACUGCAGAGAGAAUUACACUGACCUGGCCACAGUGUCUAACAUGACAGACAUGGAGAGACUCCGUAACGUUUCACAGAAUCACAGUGGAGCCUGGAUUGGGCUUUCCAACCACACAGAUGCCAACAGGAUGUGGCACUGGUCUCUGCCAGGGGUGGAGUAUGAUGAAAGUGAGAGCAGUUGGGAUGAAAAUGAGCCAAAUGACAAGAUAAAACCUGAGAACUGUGUGCGGAUGAAGGAUGAAAAAUGGGCCGAUGCCCCCUGUACUACAAAACAUGAAUUUGUCUGCUAUGAUGAAAGGAAGCAAUCCAACAAGAGAUUCCAUCUGAUUGAAGACAAGAUGACCUGGCCACAGGCUCAGAACUACUGCAGAGAACAUCACACUGACCUGGUCAGUGGACACCAACAGUUAGAGGACAACGAAUUCAAGGAUGAGUAUGAGUCAGAGUGCGUGUGGAUCGGCCUGUUCAGAGACUCCUGGAGGUGGUCAGAUGGGAGCAAUCACUCUUUCAGAUACUGGGAUCUGGAGUUAUUCAGAGAUGAAGACAGCAGCAAGAAAUGUGCUGUGACUCUGCUGGAUGGAAAAUGGAGCUCCGACGAGUGUAAUAAAACAAAACCCUUCUUCUGCUAUGAUGAUAAAGUGAUCCUGAUCAAAGAGAGAAAGACCUGGGAGGAAGCCUUGAAUUACUGCAGAGAGAAACACUGUGACCUGGUCUCCAUCACCAAUCCUCACCAGCAGAGAUGGGUCCAAGAGAGAGCCAAGAAGGCCAACACUACCCACGUCUGGCUGGGACUGCGCUACACCUGCGUUAUGGAUUUGUGGUUCUGGGUCAAUGACAAUGCGGUCUGCUACCAGAAGUGGGCCUCAGAAGAAAAGACUGAGAGCUGUGACAGGGCUGCAGCCAUGAGCAGAGAGGAAGGACAUGAGUGGUUUCAAAAGGCUGAUAAUGAAACAUUUAAUUUCAUCUGCACUGUAAAGUAAGUUUCCCAGGUCAGUGGUCGAAAGCAGCAGAAAGAUUCUUAACGACAAAACAUAAUGACAAAAUAGUUUU
This is a messenger RNA of Epinephelus moara (kelp grouper), 1813 nucleotides long. Its product is annotated as secretory phospholipase A2 receptor-like. The record is from RefSeq and is a predicted model, not a curated record. The transcript has 5 exons. The coding region runs from base 1 to 1743 and encodes 580 amino acids. NCBI's taxonomy places the organism in Eukaryota, Metazoa, Chordata, Actinopteri, Perciformes, Serranidae.